AUGGCUCGCUGGCAACGCACCAGACUUCCCUCCGACAAAAACACUUAUAAUAAUCUCACUUCACUCCUUAAACGUCACCAAUUUAGGAGUGACUCCUUCAAUGAAUGGAUUUUGUCACUCACUACAAAAGACGGUUCUCUAUGGAAAGCAACCCGAAAAUGUCUUAAACAAAAGCCUUUACAAGGACCACUUAAAAAUAACCAUGUUAAUUGGUGCAAAUCCGAAAAAGAGUAAACAGAAACUUUUCGUUCUCAUCUCUCGGAAGUCUUCCAACCUCACCAAAAUAUCGGAAAUCACGCCUUCACAAAAUAUAUUGAAAACUCACUUAUUUCUCCUCUUUCACUAUACCUUGCCCCAAAACCGUUUUCUCCAGGUGAGAUACUACACCUUAUAAAAUCUUUUCCUCUCAAAAAAUCACCAGGAAUAGACUUAAUCACUACAAAAGUGGCUAGACAAUUAUCUAAAAAACCCCUAAUUCAACUAACCCACAUUUUAGUCUAUUCUCAGACUCUCUUACUUUCCUCUCCUAUGGAAUGUAUCAGUCAUAAUAUUAAUUCCGAAACCAGGUAAACUUCCGGAUAUUCCUUCAUCAUAUCUAUCAGUCUCCUGCCGUUUUUUGCUAAACUUAACGAAAAAUUAAUUCUUAAACAUGUAUUUAAAAUCAUUAAUGAAAAAAAAAAAAAAAUAAUACCUGAUACUCAAUUCGGAUUUCCCAAGUUUAUAAUAUACAUUCUAUGUUUAUUAUAUUGAUAAUAUUUGUAUAUACUUUGAAAAGGAAUAUGUUUUCACAUGUGUUUCAUUAGGAGAACACUCUAGAAUAUGUCAAUAUCAUUUUAAAAAUGAAGACAUUUUAAAUACAUGGGUAUCUGAACAAGGAAUCAAUAAAUAUAUAGUAAUUAUUUAUUAGAUUAUGAUUUUGUGUAAUAAUUAAAGGAUGCCCUAGAAACAUGGCCACUUAGGAAAGCAGAAGAAACUAGACUAAAGUCUUUGAAAGGAGAAACUUACGGAAAAUCUAUGACCCAUGCGUCGACAUUCACACAAGAUAAUGCAAUUAAUGACAUAAUAAAGAACUUGAAGAACUGUUUCAAAGACCAAAUAUCGCAAAAGAAAUUAAAAAAGGAAGUUAAUAUGGGCAUGGCAUGCGUGUUGUAG
Molecule: messenger RNA, 1152 nt
Organism: Cinara cedri
Lineage: Eukaryota; Metazoa; Arthropoda; Insecta; Hemiptera; Aphididae
Source: the annotation of a GenBank genome assembly